Messenger RNA from Oppiella nova, 999 nucleotides. Lineage: Eukaryota; Metazoa; Arthropoda; Arachnida; Sarcoptiformes; Oppiidae. The record is from the annotation of a GenBank genome assembly.
AUGUCGUCAGCGAUCGAUGCCAUGGAUUGUCAACAAAAUCACGUGUCGUUUGCCGUAAUGUCCGAUGUCUUGAGGUCCAGACACCGACACAGGACGUCAGCGACGAGUGGUUCGCCAGAAGAUAGUCUAGCGAAGACCCAGAGGAAUGAAAACGUGGAUUAUUUGGGUAUAUCUGCGGCCAAUCACCGGGAGGUGAGCGGUCUGUACGACAGCGAUGGCACCGGCGAUGACGUGAUCCACGAGUACUCGGAUCUCUUGCUCAAGAAGUCGGCGAAGAUGAGCGAUGAGAACCUAUUGGUGACCACUUUUGGUAGAGUGAGACUCGACUCACUCAACGAGCCAUCAAUUCAUGGCCAAUACGAUGAAGACAAUGAACGGCCGAAGUUUGAUAUCAAAGAGUUUGAGUCCAAACUCAGUGAUCGUCGGGUGAACACUAGUGGCCAACAAAAUCAAUCCGACUGUACCUCUGAAGACAAUAACUUUAUUGACGGCCAAUAUUUUGGUGGCGUUUCUACCGGUGAUCGUAAGAAAGUCGAUGACAACAGUUCCGCAGACAGUCACACGAGUGGAUCUGACUUUGGAUUCAUUGACAAACAGUUUUUCGCGAAGAACACCGACAUUAAGCCAUUAAUUAAGAGUAAAAUUGAUUUCAAAUUCAGUUCACAAUUCAAUGAGUUCUUAGAGCAGAAGGCGGUCGACGAGCAGAAUAUGUUCCAGAAUUUCAGAAGUUUUGAAAAUAAGAAUCUGAAAGCUAUUCCUCCGACGGAUGAAGUGUUGGACGAGAAUAACGAGAUUAAAGAGAAAAUCGCUGAACAAAGAGAGAUAAAACUGGAGGAGUAUAUCACAAAACCUGCAGAUUAUUCGUCCAAAACGAGAACCGGUGCUCAGUAUCUGAAUGAUGUGCAGUCGGGCGCCGUAUCGCCACAAUAUCCCCAUAAGUUUACCGAUGAGGUCAAGAAUUAUCGCUCACAACUUGGUUUAGGCAAAGAGAAACUCGAC